AUGUCUACAACAACUAAUUACACUGCUGAACAAUAUUCAUUGAAAAUCAAUGGUCUUGAAAAUCUUCCUCAAAUCAAUGAAACUAAAUCUAAUAGAGUCGAUGAACUGACUAACAUGAUUUUGAAUGAACUGAAAAUUAAUCAACUCUUUCCAAACGCUCAACUCAAAACUGCCAUUCAAUAUGUUUCCACUGUCUUCCAACAAUGUAAAUUCCCAAACAAUGACUAUCAUACUAAAGGAAUCAAGGAUGUUUGCUUCUGGACAUGUCUGUGUUUCCCUGAACUUGAUUCCACAACCCUCAAUCUAUAUUCAUUGAUCAUGUCCUACUUGUCUGUGGUUGAUGAUGCCUGUGAUUCUGAAAAGGAUAUUGAUGGUUUUUUAAGAGCUGAAUUACAAACACAUAUUAAUUGUUUGAAUAAUAAUGAAAAAUGUACAAACCAACAAUCUAAUCCAUCUAUUGAACUUGCUCGUUUCAUUAUUAGCCAAAUCAAGAGUGUAUUCAAUUGUGAGCAAUCCAAUUAUUUGAUUCAGGGAAUGGUUGAAUUCUAUGAACAUUCCUAUCAAAUUGCCUCAAUGUGGGCAAAUGACCAACAUCCAACACUGGAACAAUACAUUCAAUUGCGAGAAUAUGAUUCAUUGACAGAUAUGCUUCUCAAAUUGAAGUUAGUCACCAACAUGCCAUCCCUUAAUCUUGGCUUAUCUAGAUAUUUCCAAUUGUGUUGUCAUUUAUCUUCGAUGAUUAAUGACAUUUGUUCACUCCCAAAAGAUUUACAUUCAUCCAUCUCGAAUAACUAUGUUCUUCUCCUUAACAAUCAAACAGUUAACAUGGAAUAUGCCUUGACUAACUGUAUCGAAGUAUUGAAAGAAAUGAAGAGUUUGGAACAGACAGAAUGUGAACAAUACCAUGAUUUAGAAUCAAUGAAAUCAAUAGCAAGAGGAUACGUUGGUUGGUGUUUCAAAUCUCCUCGUUUCCAACAUGCCAAUCACUACAUUUCCUGUCUCUUGAAAGACAAUUCAUCAGCAUCAUGUUUCAUCCUCCUCUUCGUGUAUUACCACACAGAGAAAGGAAGACACUCCAAUCACCUACUUGGAUGUAAUCAUGAGGAGACAAGCCUUCACCAGAGAAGUAAAAUCAACAACAACAGCUACAACAACACCAUCAUCAGGAGAAGUAGUUGUAGACUUGAAGUCUCCAAUCAGUCCGGGAAGAAACACUGCCAUCUAAGAAGAAAUUUGGAUGAAGCAAUCUUUUUGUAA
This is a messenger RNA of Naegleria gruberi, 1257 nucleotides long. RefSeq lists its product as uncharacterized. The transcript has a single exon. The record is from RefSeq and is a predicted model, not a curated record. NCBI's taxonomy places the organism in Eukaryota, Heterolobosea, Eutetramitea, Acrasida, Naegleriidae. Bases 1 to 1257 code for a protein of 418 amino acids.